Sinocyclocheilus anshuiensis is the source of this 1101-nucleotide messenger RNA. RefSeq names its product integrin-linked kinase-associated serine/threonine phosphatase 2C-like. Gene Ontology annotation, molecular function: protein serine/threonine phosphatase activity; cation binding. Gene Ontology annotation, biological process: protein dephosphorylation. The transcript has 7 exons. NCBI's taxonomy places the organism in Eukaryota, Metazoa, Chordata, Actinopteri, Cypriniformes, Cyprinidae. The coding region runs from base 370 to 1101 and encodes 243 amino acids. The record is from RefSeq and is a predicted model, not a curated record.
UUGUGUUGCUCUGUGAGUAUAAUAACCAAUAGUCACAUAUAUCAUGAUAUAUUUAAUGAUAUUAAACAUGAUUUCGUCAAUUUCUUCUUCAAAUUCAUUCAGUUAGCAUUAGCCUGUUAGCUGUUGCAUUCAAACACACAUUCAAACACACUUACAAACAGCGCCUCUCCUCGAACUGCUAAUUUAGUCUGUUUUACUCUAAAAAUCAAACAUUAGAUCUUUGUGAAUACCUGUGUGAUUGUAUCUAUUUCUUUUAGCGUUUAUCUGCUAAUAUACGUGUGUGAUUUGAACAGAGUAUCGGGUGUAUUUUUGUGUUUUAUCAGAAGCUAACAGGCUUUUCAUCUCAGACUAUUCACUUUUGGAUAAGAAAUGGAUUUAUUUGGUGAUCUUCCGGAACCUACAAAUGAUCCAGGUCCUGUUAAAGCCAAGCAGCUGGAAGAGGGCACAGAGGAGGAUCGAGGAGAGAAGAGGAAGAGAGACGUCAGCUCGGAGGAGACAGAGGUGGAAGACAAGAAACAAGAGGAAAAGAAAGUUUGUAAAGCAGAUCUUGCGAAGCUGACAGGCUUUGUCUCAGCGAGACGCGGUGAACGAGAGGAGAUGCAAGAUGCUCACGUCCUGCUUCCAGAUCUGACAUCCAGCAUCACCAACCUCCCCUCGCAAGUUUCUCGUCUUGCGUACUUCGCUGUGUUUGAUGGUCACGGUGGAGCUCGAGCGUCGCAGUUUGCUGCCGAGAAUCUCCAUCAGACGCUGCUCAGCAAAUUUCCUAAAGGUGAUGUGGAAAAUUUGGAGAAGCUGGUGAGGAAGUGUCUGUUGGACACCUUUCAUCAGACUGAUGAGGAUUUCCUGAAGAAAGCCUCCAGCCAGAAACCUGCGUGGAAGGACGGCUCGACGGCCACAUGUAUGCUGGUGGUUGAUGAUGUUCUUUAUGUGGCAAACCUGGGAGACAGUAGAGCAGUGCUCUGUCGUUUGGAGCAGGCUGAGGAUUCUGGGAAAAGGAAGUGUGUGACUCUGGCUCUCAGUAAGGAGCACAACCCCACCAUAUAUGAGGAGCGCAUGAGGAUUCAGAGAGCGGGUGGCUCGGUCACGCAAAUGCAAAUCUAA